AUGGCAGGAAGAAAAAUGAAAGAAAAAGAUAAGCUUAAAGAACAGCACAGCUUGAGUUCCCGACCACCCAGAAUCCUUCCUGCAUCCUUGAGCCCAUAUUCUGUUCAAAAUGAGCCUGCAUCUUCCUCCUUUCCUAAACUUGAGCCUGCAGCCCUUACACCUUACCCUGGCAUGUCCCCUAUUCCUAUAGAUAAUAAAUUUAAUCCUUUAGGAUCUACCUUGGGCCAAAUGAGACCCAACUACCAGUCUGUACUUGCAUCUAGUUAUGAUCCUUAUCCUUUACCCCCUAAUACAAGUCCUCUAUCUUCUUCUACAUUUAGACCUAGGUCUUCCCCUUAUGUAUCUAAAUGCACCACUAAUUUAUUUGUGCUUGAACCCCAUAUCCCUGCAUCUACAAGCCCUGCUACAAUAGCUCUAAAUCAUUUUCCUCCUGGUUUUCAUUACCUUCCUCAUAGUCCUUACAAGUCCUUAAAAUAUUAUAGAGAAAUCCUUCUUGAAACUAAGUCUGUUGAUAUUAAGCCUAUACGAGAUAAACUUCUCUACUGGUUUCUUCACUGGUGGGACACUCAUGGUCCUGUGUCUGAAAUUAUACCUUCUGCAGUAACUGAGCUUAUUACUACAUUCUCUUCUAGAGUUAAGAUUCCUGAACGUGAUUUAUUUUUCCCUAUGCCUUUGUUAUUCUGUACACGUUACAAGAUUCCCUGGAUUAUGAAAUGGAAUUAUCAUGCAGAUUGGGAGAAGAGAUUCUUUUCCCGACAUUUUUCUGUGAAAUGGUGGGAUCGUUUUGAAACCCACCGUAUAUCUGAAUAUUUUGCCAGAGAUUUCCCUGCACUUCCUCCUAAGCCUGAGCCUAAGCCUAAGCCUUCUUCUUCUCAAUCUUCCCAAAUUUCUACUGAAGGAAAAUCUAAAGUUGAGUUAAAAGAUCUAGCUAAACAGUUACUUUUACAAGCCGAAGAAAUGCAAGAUGAUGAUGAAGACAAUGUAUCUGAAUCUUCCUCCAGCUGUCAGCCUCUGCCUCUGAGCCCCAGUCCUGAUCGCCCUAUGAGAUGGUCUGACUAUCCCCAUGGUCAAGACCCUAAUGAAGCCUAUUCUGCUUAUGAUCUGAAUUCUGACUGA
Prunus armeniaca (apricot) is the source of this 1116-nucleotide messenger RNA. The record is from the annotation of a GenBank genome assembly. NCBI's taxonomy places the organism in Eukaryota, Viridiplantae, Streptophyta, Magnoliopsida, Rosales, Rosaceae.